Messenger RNA from Cannabis sativa, 525 nucleotides. Its product is annotated as mitogen-activated protein kinase kinase kinase 20-like. The coding region runs from base 1 to 525 and encodes 174 amino acids. The record is from RefSeq and is a predicted model, not a curated record. Gene Ontology annotation, molecular function: ATP binding; protein kinase activity. Gene Ontology annotation, biological process: protein phosphorylation. The transcript has a single exon. NCBI's taxonomy places the organism in Eukaryota, Viridiplantae, Streptophyta, Magnoliopsida, Rosales, Cannabaceae.
AUGGACGUUACUAUAUUGUCUGAGACUAAAGUGAGACAGUAUACAAAAUCUAUUUUGAGAGGACUUGAGUGUGUUCACAAGAAAGGUAUUGUUCAUUGCGAUUUGAAACCUGAGAAUAUAUUGAUGGUGAAGGAAGAAGACGACGAUGAGGAUUUUGUGGCUAAAAUAUCGGAUUUUGGACUUUCGAAAAAGAUGUCUGACGAUUGGAUGACUCCUAGUAUUGUGAAAGGAACAAAAGUUUAUUGGGCUCCAGAAUGUGUAGAAGAUGAAAUUCAAGAACAGUGUUCGGAUAUAUGGGCACUAGGUUGUAUUGUUUUAUAUAUGCUAACAGAUGGAAGUAUAAGAUGGAACAACAAAAUAAAUGAAACUAUGUCUAAAGAUGCUAAAGAUUUUCUCGUCAAGUGUUUUGAAGCCAAUCCAUUGGAAAGACCAUCCGCCACCAUGCUUUUGAGUCAUCCAUUUGUAGGUGGGAGUGGAUUUAUUAAUAAAGUAAUUCCUAAGAGAAAAAAGAUAAAGAACUCUUAA